Aspergillus steynii IBT 23096 is the source of this 496-nucleotide messenger RNA. Its product is annotated as GFA family protein. The record is from RefSeq and is a predicted model, not a curated record. Gene Ontology annotation, molecular function: carbon-sulfur lyase activity. The transcript is spliced from 2 exons. NCBI's taxonomy places the organism in Eukaryota, Fungi, Ascomycota, Eurotiomycetes, Eurotiales, Aspergillaceae. Bases 13 to 429 code for a protein of 138 amino acids.
CGACAAUUCACCAUGCCUCGCGGAUCAUGCUUCUGUGGAGAAAUCCGAUAUGAAUUCUCUGAGGAAUCGGCUCAGAAGGUAAUCUGCCACUGCCUCAGCUGCCGUAAAAUUACCGGUUCAACCUAUACUACCAAUUUUGCCAUACCCGAGUCGAACCUCUCGAUACUGUCCGGGUCACUCCGUGACUGCACCAGACGACAUGAAUGUGGGAUGAACUUGACUGUUUUCUUCUGUGGAGGCUGCGGGUCGGCCAUCUACAAAACGGCCACACAAAAGAUAUUUCAUGGCAAGAUUAUCCUCCUUGUGGGCACGGUUGAUGAGGAGCAAGGGAUAGAGAAGGCAGCACCCGCCAGAGAAUUCUACGUCAAGUACCGUGGGGAUUGGGUACAGCCAGUUGAUGGAGCGGUUCAGGACCAAGAGUUUCCCUAAAUACAGUCGACAAACUUUCAAUAAACUGCUUGGAUGAGGGAGUUGACGUUUGUGCGACUGUUUUUGC